Oppia nitens is the source of this 852-nucleotide messenger RNA. RefSeq lists its product as uncharacterized. The record is from RefSeq and is a predicted model, not a curated record. The transcript has 2 exons. The coding region runs from base 1 to 852 and encodes 283 amino acids. Lineage: Eukaryota; Metazoa; Arthropoda; Arachnida; Sarcoptiformes; Oppiidae.
AUGUAUAAAAUUUUUAUAGUGUUAUUGUCCACAACCUAUGUCUAUGGCUAUGGUUCCAGUGGUGGAGACAGUUAUGGUUCACUAUCCGGAGGAUUUACUGCUGGUUCUGCAUAUCACAGUUCAGGGGGUGCUUUAAGUGGACUGUUAGCUUCUUUACCAUUGGGAGCACCCAGUCUUGGUUUUGCAAGUGGUGGUCUCGUUGGUUCAAUGGGACUAACAGGUGGUCAUGUUUCUGGUCAUCCCGUGUCCGUUGCUGUUAACACAAAGCGAACCUUUGAAGUGGUUCGGGUGCCGGUAAACCACGAAAUACCUGUACCACAAGUUAUAGAUGUUGAGCCUAGUCUACAACCAGUUCAGGUUGUUUUCAGAUCGGCCUCCAGUCCCGUUCACGUCCAACAGUUUCACACACCAGGAAAGCCCGGACGGGUUGAGUCAACUCAGUCAGAGGAUGAGCCGCACAGAGUGCUUCACGAAGUAACCCGUCCUGUCAUUCAAGAAGUUCGUGAAGUUAUUCAACCCUAUCGUCGAGUCAUACAAGAAGUGAGACCUGUUGUUGAAGAAGUUCAUACUGUUGUAGCCAAAGGUGAGAAUAGAGGACAUUCGGGAAAUUCAGGACAUUCAGCAAAUUCUGGACAUUCGGGAGGGAUUUCGGGAGGGAUUUCGGGACAUUCUGGUUUGGGAGGUCUCGGUGCGUAUGAAGAGGCCACUCCUAUACUGAUAGAAGAGGCUCCUUUGGCCGGUGGUUUUGUUGGGGGUCUAGAACUUAAUGACAAUUCAUUGACCUACGGAGCUACCCGUCCCAGUGCUGGUGGAUAUAGAAAGAAAGCCCGACGAGCAAAGGCUGCCGCUUAA